Molecule: messenger RNA, 1134 nt
Organism: Fusarium redolens
Lineage: Eukaryota; Fungi; Ascomycota; Sordariomycetes; Hypocreales; Nectriaceae
Exons: 4
Coding region: 1-1134 (377 amino acids)
Source: RefSeq, a predicted model, not a curated record
AUGACGACUUCCUCGGCCUCUGUCAUUUGCCCGAUACCUCCAUUGCCAAAUAAGCGUGGGCAGGGAGCGAUCGGUGCGGAUCUCAUCAUCACCUACCAUUCCGACCUAGCCCAGUGCGAAAUCCUCCCAGCUGGCUCACGCUAUACGAAUGCAGGGAACUUCAAGGCUGGGACCUUCCUGCCUUUUAUUCAGCCUUCAUUCAUUCUCGACCUCUAUCCGCGCCUCCUCAUCGCCCGAAUUUUUCCAAACAAACUUACCUUCCAUGGCGUAAGUUUGGAUGGAUGGGAGACAGAAGAAACUGAAUCUGUGCAGGUUGCGCUGGCACUACCGCGUGAUGGCGGCUUGACUCCUAUUGUCCCUCGACUCCUCGAUGGUAGCGAUGAAAGUGCCCCCUGGCCAAACUCUUCAGCACAUAUAUCCCUUGCCGGCCCUGUCGAUCUAGAUACCUUCCAUAUCAAGGAGGAUGUCUGGCCAGAGCCGCUGAGCAAGACUUCGGUGUUCAUAAAGCUAGGUUCUUACUUAGUGCCAGAAAACGACCGCCCUCCUCACAAAGGCGUACACGUAUGCCACGUCCUCCUCCUCUUCCCCGUAGAGCAACAACCAUGGCAUUCUCUACUCGGGUGGAUGCGACAAGCUGUGAACCCCUUUCCUAAAGGGUCGUGGAUUGUAUGCAGCGGUCGCGUCUUGGGGGUCCUUAACCGCGACCUUAUCCAAGGCCCUCAAGUCGUCGAUUCCACCGUCCGGAUCUUAGUAAUUCUCCCCGACGAUUGGGAAUUCGUUCGACAGAGUACCCUGUCUACACAUAAUACAUACAUGCCCACAUCGUCGAAUCCUGUCAAUGAGUCGCCUACGCCACCACGACCAGCUGGCCCUGGGGGCGUUGCAAGCAGAAACCCAUUCUCGUCUCCAAUCCGCGGUCAAAAGCAGUCUCCGCAAAGGAAAGCUGCUUCCCCGACACUGCCAUCAAAGCACGGUUGUACGGAAGAUGGUUCAGACACAAAACAAAUGUUGGAUGACCAACUCGAUCCUACUUCCCCUACUCCCACACGUAAGAGGAAGCAACAAAGCACUCCUGAGCCAAUACGAAGCAAGAGAACCACAGCAAGAAAAAGGAGGGCACAGCUAUAUGACUAG